Messenger RNA from Enhydra lutris kenyoni (northern sea otter), 2087 nucleotides. RefSeq lists its product as uncharacterized. NCBI's taxonomy places the organism in Eukaryota, Metazoa, Chordata, Mammalia, Carnivora, Mustelidae. Bases 1081 to 1851 code for a protein of 256 amino acids. Gene Ontology annotation, molecular function: methyltransferase activity. The transcript has 8 exons. The record is from RefSeq and is a predicted model, not a curated record.
AAAACUAUGUUGUUAUCUCAAUAGACCAGGAAAAGCAUUUGACAACAUCCAACAUCUCUUCCUGAUAAUAACUCUCAUCAGACUAGAAGGGAACAUUCUCAACCUGAUAAAGGGCAUCUGUGAAAAAUCUGCAGCUAAUCUCAUACCUAACAGUGAAAGACUUGAGUUCUUUCCCCUAAGAUCAGAAACAAGAAUGUGUACUCCUCACUACUAUCAUCAUAAUACAGCUUCUGGCUAGUAUGAUAUGGCAAGAAAAAGAGGAGGUGGGAGGCAUUUCAAUUAGGAACUGGUGAAUGGAUAAACAUAUUGUAGCAUAUUUUUAUAAGGGGAUGCUACUUGGCAAAUAAAUAGGAAGACAUUUGUACAAUAGCAUGUAUAAAUUAUACUAAGUGAAGGAAACCACACUAAAAAAGACUGUAUACUAUAUAAUUUCAUUUAUUUAAAAUUUGAAAGUGCAGACUAACCUGUAGUGACAAAAAAAUAGGUCUCUGGCGGCUGAAUGAGUGGAGGGGUUAGAAGAGAAGGAUUAUAAAUGGUCAAGAAGAAACAUUUGGGGGUCUCAGAUAUGUCCACCAUCUUGAUUGUUAAGUGAUAGUUUCAUGUCUGUAUACAUACAUCAAAUUUGUAUAAUUAUAUGCUUUAAAUAUGUACAGUUUAUCAUGUAUGAAUUCUGUUUCUAUAAAGCUGUUUUUGUUUUUGUUUUUGUUUUUUUUAAUGGCUGAAAGUUCUUUAACCCUCAUUCCAUGAGAGGUCUGAUCUGUAUUCUCUACCUUUGAGUCUGGAUGGGCUUUGUGACAGCUCUGACCAAUAGAAUAUGACAGAAGUGACACCAUGUCAGUUUCAGAUCCAGGACUUAAGAAACUGGCAACUUCUACUUUCUGUCUCUUGACAUUCUUGGUCUGAGAGAAGCUAACCAUCAUGUGUGCAGUCUGACUACCUUGAGAUCAUCAAAUUGUCAGGAAUUCCCAGCUUUCCUAUGGAGAGCAAGAUGCCCAACCAGGGUAUAACUGUUCUUACCAUCCAAGUCCAGGCACUAGAACAUGAGACUUUGAUGAAUUCACUGAAGAUAAUAACGACACUAUGCUGAAGAACAUAGCAGAGGACCUUCGGAAUUGCUUACCUCUAGAAACCAUGCUUUCCUCAGAACACCUAGCCCUCCAAAAAAUACGGCAGCAGCCAGAACCCACAGUUCACGUUGAUGCAUUCCUUUAUGAUGAAGACUUUAUUGAUUCAUUAUGUGAGGAAGGAAAAAUGAGCAGAAACUACUGCAUGGUGUGUGGCUCACAUCAGACGGCUCCUUUAGGAUUUAUUUCUCAUUCCUUCUCCCUCAUGGAAUUGAAGUUCAUUUAUCAUCAUGUACUCCCUGAUCUGUCGGGAAAGGUCUUGGUUGACGUUGGCUCCAGGCUCGGCACAGUCCUUUAUGGGGGUUAUCUUUACAGUUCAGCCCUGCAACUAUAUGGAGUAGAAUUGAAUGGAGACUUUUGCCAGUUGCAGGAAAUGGUCAUAAAAAAAUACCAGUUCACUGACAGAAUAAAGGUGCUUCAUGCGGACAUCUGUACCCAGGGUUCACUUCUGCAAAAUGCUGAUGUUAUUAUCAUGAAUAAUGUCUUCGAAUAUUUUCUUGAUGAGGCAGAACAGGCCAGAGCCUGGGAAUAUAUCAGCCAUAAUGUAAGGAAACAAGGAUCAUUAUUAGUAACAGUACCAAGUCUUGAAGAUUCUCUGUCAGGCCUUCAGAUUAAUAUACAGUUAUCUUCCUGGGUUGAAGAGGUACCACUGAACUACAAUGUAUACCCAGAAAACCAUAUUGACAGAGAAGCUCUUGAACAAAUUCAUUUGUAUAAGAUUCUCUAACGUCAAAAUAGUCCUACCUCAAUGUAGUGGUUUGCUGAGUAUAUUACAAAUUAAUAAAAAAGAAACAUCUCCCUGAUACUCUAACACAUAUUUCUAUAUAUUCCUUUCUAGAUUUUAUAUGUAUGUUUACAUAUUUGUAAAUAGUCUUAUGGGUAUAUACACACACACAUAGUUGUGUAUAGACACAUAGUUGUGUCCAUAUACAACUUUGAUUUCUGUGAUAAUUAAAAUUUUUA